This is a messenger RNA of Cyprinodon tularosa, 2349 nucleotides long. RefSeq names its product carcinoembryonic antigen-related cell adhesion molecule 5-like. The transcript is spliced from 11 exons. The record is from RefSeq and is a predicted model, not a curated record. Bases 1 to 1935 code for a protein of 644 amino acids. Lineage: Eukaryota; Metazoa; Chordata; Actinopteri; Cyprinodontiformes; Cyprinodontidae.
AUGAAAGAAGAACCAGUCACUGAUGUAACCGUCUCCCCACCAAGUGCAGACUUGGUUGAAUUCAACAGCUCAGUCCAUCUAUCCUGCUCCUCCUCCUCUGGAUCUUCUCUCUCCUUCCGCUGGUUGAACAGCAGCUCUGAGGUUACUCCCAGUGACAGGGUUCAGAUCACUGAUGGAGGAUCAACUCUGACUAUAGUUAAUGUGACCCGCUAUGACCAGGGAUCAUACAGCUGUAAUGUGUCUAAUCCUGUCUCUUCUAUCGGCAGUGAUCCAAUAGAAAUCAGUGUCAGCUAUGGUCCAGACAAUGUAAGGUUAGAGGUGAAUCCACCAGGAGAACAUUAUAAGACUGGGUCAGACAUCAUUCUGACCUGCUGUGUGGAUUCAAGACCUUCUGCUGAAUAUCAGUGGUUUCUGAAUGAAGGAGCUCUGACUACAACUGGACCAGAACUCAGACUGAUGAACAUUCAGAUGAGUCAAAGUGGAAACUACAGCUGUCAGGCCUUUAACAGCAAAACCCUGAGAUACCAAAAAUCUCAGCCUUUAGCUGUCUAUGUACAUGAUCCUGUCUCUAAGGUAAAGCUCAUUCCAGAAUCCUCAGACUUGAUUGAGUUUAGCAAAUCUGCCAGCUUCUUCUGCUCCUCGUCUGGAUCAUCUCUCUCCUUCCGUUUGAUGAAAGACUCCUCUGAGAUUACAGCCAGUGACAGAGUUCAGAUUACUGAUGGAGGAUCCAAUCUCACUAUCGUCAAUGUGACCAGAAAUGACGAGGGAUCAUACAGCUGUGAAGUGUCCAAUCCUGUCAGCAAUGCCAACAGUGAUCCAGUAAAGUUCUCUGUCAGCUAUGGCCCAGAAAAAGUCAAAUUAAAGGUUAACCCUGAAUCUCAUAAUCCAUAUGUGGAAGGUUCAGACAUCACCUUGUCCUGUUCAGCUGACUCCAGACCUGCUGCCGUGUUUAGUUGGUUCCUAAAUGCAAAACUUCUGCCUAAUUCUGAACAUGAGCUCAGGCUAAUCAGUGUUCAGAGGAAUCAGAGUGGAAACUACAGCUGUCAGGCCUUUAACAGUAAAACCACAAAAAAGCAGACAUCUGAACUUGCAUCUAUCUCUAUAGUGGAACGUAUUUCUAACGUUUUCGUCGCAUCACCCCCCACUGAUUUGGUAGAGUUCAACAGUUCUGUCAGACUGUCUUGUUCUGCAUCUGGAUUCUCCCCCCGUUUCACCUGGAAGAAAGAUGGCAUUGAGGUUUCAGCAAGUGACAGAAUUCAGAUCACUGAAGGAGGAUCCAAUCUGACUGUAGUCAAUGUGACCAGACAUGAUCAGGGAUUUUAUACCUGUUUAGCCAGUAAUGAUUUCAGUAAUGACAGCAGUGAUCCACUAUACCUCACCAUAAUCUAUGGCCCCGAAAAUAUCAACUUAACAAAAUCACCACCAAAAGAAAGUUAUGCUGAAGGCUCAGACAUCACCUUGUCCUGCUCAGCAGAGUCCAACCCUGCUCCUUUAUUUUCAUGGUUUCUAAAUGGAGAACAACUUUCUGAUUCUGAAUCAGAAAUGAAGCUUGUUGAUGUUACCUUGAAUCAAAAUGGAAGCUACAGCUGUCAGGCUUUUAAUAACAAAACUUUGAGAUACUUAUCAUCUCGACCAGUAACUGUUCUUAUAUCUGAAAAGAAACCAGGAUUACCUGCAGGAGCAAUUGCUGGAAUAGUUAUUGCGUGCCUAGUCGUUGUCGCAGUUUUUGUUGGCGUUGGAUACUAUUUCAUGGUUUCAAAAAAAAGGAGCAAAACAACUGAUGAUUCAAGUGAGCUGAACUAUGCAAGAAUCAAGUUUGCAAAGAAGAAAGAAGCAAACCCAACCCCAGUGGGUUUGGAUAAUAUUGCAUCUGACUACGCUCAAGUCAGGGUGAACCACAACAACACAGCUGGAGGAGCGCCUUCUCAUGUCUAGCAGUGGAGAAGCUAAAGAGCAAGAUUCCCACAGACAAAUGAAGAAGGAUGGAGGUUGAACUUUACUCAGCAGAAUGUGCUUGGAUCAGGGUAAAAACCAACAGAAGUCUGGCACAGUAAUGCAGAGAGAGCUUUUAACUUCUUUAUUUAUUUUAUUGACCAUAAUGCUUUUGAUUGUUCUGUGCAAUAUUUAACUCGGUUAGGAUUUUCAAGUUGAAAUUCAAGUUUACAGAUCAUAGUAAGUCUGGUAGAUUCUAUGAAGUUUCUAAUCAAUGUUAAUAUGUCAAACUAAUGUUUUAUUAAUUUCGCUGUGUUUUUGUGACCAAGGGGCCUUAAGAGAAAAAAAUAUUAGGGAUUUAAUUCAAUUCAACUCAAUUCAGUUUAUUUAUAUAGUGCAAAUUCACAACACAUAUCA